AUGGCUGUGGUCAUGGGAGACUGUUACAUUGAAGGUGUCGAGGUUCUCCAGUCGCCUCGGGCGGUACUCCGGAAGCAGAUUGCGGAAAUCAAGAAGCGCGGCUAUGUCUUCAAGACUGGCGUGGAGGCCGAGUUCUUCAUCCUCUCAAGUCAGUCCAAGGACCGCGCGCUGGCUGUGUCUGAUGAGGGCGACUCAUUGGGCAAGCCUUGUUAUGAUGCUCAGUCCAUGAUGCGACGAUACUCGCUGCUGACUGACAUCGUUCUCACCCUCAACAAGUGUGGCUUCGGCGUGUAUCAGACGGACCAUGAGGAUGCGAACGGCCAGUUCGAGAUCAACUGGCACUACCAGGACUGCAUGACGACGGCUGACCAGCACAUUUUCUUCAAGUGGGCCGUGAAGACGCUCGCAGAGCGGCACGGGUUUUCGGCCACGUUCAUGCCAAAGCCUUUCAGCGCCCUCAGUGGCAACGGAUGCCACAUUCACUGUUCUAUGUGGGCUGCUGACAAGAACGUUUUCGAGGGCGCGAACGGAGAACUGUCAGAGAUCGGACGCCACUUUCUGGGAGGAGUUCUUGCAAAGGCGCCGGCGUACUGCGUCAUCACGAACCCUGUGGUGAAUUCCUACAAGAGGCUGAAUUCCUCCCCUACAGCCUCCGGCUACUCCUGGUCUCCAAACCGUGUCUCCUGGAGCGGCAACAAUCGCAGCCACAUGGUGCGAAUUCCAGAGGGCGACCGCUUCGAGUUACGUUUGCCAGACGGUGCAGCAAACCCCUACUUGCUGCAAGCCACCAUGUUGGCCUGCGGCAUCUGGGGCAUGGACACGAAAGCAGACCCCUCUGGCUCCUACUUCCCAUCUUCUGUGAAUAUGUAUGCGAUCCCCGACGGCGCGCCGGAGCUUAAGAACAUUCAAUCGCUUCCGAGGAACCUACUGGACGCAAUUCGAGAGUUGGAGGCCGACAAAGAUCUGGCAGCGGGGCUUGGCGAGGAGUUCAUGCAGGCCUUCUUGAAGCAACAGAAGCUUGCACCACAGCAGCAAGACGGCUCCAUCCCGGUGUGCUUGCCCAUCCACUCCUUCUAG
This is a messenger RNA of Symbiodinium pilosum, 1077 nucleotides long. Lineage: Eukaryota; Dinophyceae; Suessiales; Symbiodiniaceae. The record is from the annotation of a GenBank genome assembly.